CGCCGGGCAGUUGUAUAAAAAAGAUCGUAGCGUUAACACGGGCGUCGGUGUGGCCAUGCCUUUAGUAUACUUGUUCAUAUAAAUGUGCUCAGAAUAUAAUUAACUGUCAAGAUAAACAAGAUGGUGAAGCAAUUGGCUCUUUUAGUAAUAAUUGCUGUUGUGCUAAUAUUAGGAGAAGUCUCAGCACACUUCGUCAAAGUCAGGGAAGAAAGAUGUUUGCAACCAAUUCUGCGUGGUGAAUGUAAUGACUAUCACACAAGGUAUGCCUACGAUCCGGAGAUAAAUAAAUGCGUGAGAUUUAAAUAUGGCGGCUGCGGAGGGAGCUCGAACGAGUUCCUUCACCAUCAUGAGUGUCGACAUGCUUGCAUAAUAUAAUUAAAUACGAGGAUUCAAUCAGCCUAUCGCCAUCUACUAAACGUAGGCAAAUGAGAGCCUACCACGCCGGUCCGCUGCCCGCCGCAUUUCAAGUCUAAUAAAUAAAAAAGUAAAAAAAAAAUGUUGUUAAACGGUUUUAUAUUGCAGAUAAAUGUACUAAAAGCCAAAAAAUAAUUUCAUGGAUACAGGUCAUGGGUACCAAUAUGUAUACAUUGUUAUAUUUUCAAAAUAAAGUAACUCGUAACCUA
Molecule: messenger RNA, 623 nt
Organism: Manduca sexta (tobacco hornworm)
Lineage: Eukaryota; Metazoa; Arthropoda; Insecta; Lepidoptera; Sphingidae
Product: trypsin inhibitor-like
Exons: 3
Coding region: 121-375 (84 amino acids)
Molecular function (GO): serine-type endopeptidase inhibitor activity
Source: RefSeq, a predicted model, not a curated record